This is a messenger RNA of Gekko japonicus, 2617 nucleotides long. RefSeq names its product SET and MYND domain containing 4 (gene SMYD4). Gene Ontology annotation, molecular function: protein binding. NCBI's taxonomy places the organism in Eukaryota, Metazoa, Chordata, Lepidosauria, Squamata, Gekkonidae. The transcript has 10 exons. The record is from RefSeq and is a predicted model, not a curated record. Bases 22 to 2391 code for a protein of 789 amino acids.
UCCCUUGCUCUCUGGCUUGUCAUGGACCUGCCUGUGGAAAAGUGGAAGUCUUAUGUUAAGCAGAAAUGGACUUUGCUGGAUCCAGCCCUGGAGGAGAGGUUGUGCUCUGCCCUGUCACUCCAGGAUCGCUUUCAUUUGGUCUCGUCUUUGUUCCAGCCUGAGGAUGAAGAGUAUUUGCACCGCCUGGCCGGGAACUACUGUGUGAAAAAAGAUCCUAGAAUGGUGCUUCUCUAUAAGGCGGAAGGGACCGAGAGAUUUCGGAAGAAGGAGUACCAAAUGGCAGGGAUGCUCUAUUCUAAGGCAUUGUCCCACACAGAGGUCAGCACUCCCGAGAGGGCAGUGUGUUACGCCAACCACUCAGCGGCCCUUUUUCACCUGGACCAGUUUGAGGUGUGUCUGGAAGACAUUGGGAGGGCUCUGGCAGAGGGCUACCCGCGGAGAUUACGCCCCAAGGUCUUGCUGCGGAAAGCAGAAUGCCUCCUUUCUCUAGGGAGGUCCCAGGAAGCGGCUGAAGCGCUCUGCGGUUUGGAGGGCGAAAUGUCUGCAGAUCAGAGUCUGACAGCUGACGGCCACCAGGGGCUGCUCAGUAAACUCAGGCAGCUGAAAGCAAAAGCCUGCCAGGGCAACAGCUUUGUCCGUCAGCCCACCGUGCCCAGCGGAGCCCGGGAGGCCCUUGAACCGUGGGAGGAAAACAACAGGAUUUUGUGCGCCUCCGCAGCAGUGAGCUUGAGAGUCUCCCCAGGCAGAGGGCGCCACUUGGCUGCUGCCAGGGCUAUUCUGCCUGGGGAAGUCUUAGUGAGGGAGGAGGCCUUUGUCAGCGUGCUGCGCCCAGGAGAAAGCUUCUUGCUCCGCGGCAGCGCUGAGACAAUGGCGGGUGAGCGGCUUGACAACGAAGAUCUUCACUGCCACCGUUGCCUGAGGCGGUUGCUGGCUUCCGUUCCUUGCCAGGGCUGCAGUUAUGCCAAGUACUGCAGCCAGAUGUGUGCGCAGCUGGCGUGGGAGAAUUACCACCGGAGAGAAUGCUCAGUGGGGGGACUUCUUCUCACACUGGGAGUUUUCUGCCACGUGGCCUUUCGAGCUGUUCUAGUAGCCAGCUUUGCAGAGAUUCAUGCUUUAGUUGGGCAGUCACACGGCGAGAACUCAGGGGAGGCUAAUGUUGCCAAAGGCUCCGCUUCGAAGGAACAGGACUUGGCCUCCGUGCCUGGUUGCGACGCUGACGGGCAGUACCACAGCUCCUAUCGAGCCGUCUUCAGCCUUCUGUCCCACACUGAGAAGCAGAGUCCGGAGUUCCUUUUCCUCUGCAGCCUGAGCGUAGCGGCCUUGUGCAAGAGACUCGGAGAGUCCAGCCUGGAAGCCCUGGUUUGGGCAUCUGAGCGCCAGGAAGGAGCAACGCCUGCUGAGGCAUCUCCUGAGCUGAAGAUCCUGGGGGAGGCCAUGCUGAAGCAUAUGUUGCAGCUAAGGUGCAAUGCGCAGGCUGUGACCACGCUGCGCGAGUCAGGGUCUGGAGAUAAACUGGUUGCUAGCAGUGAGCAGGUGCGCUUGGCUGUGGCACUCUUCCCUGUGGUCAGCCUACUGAACCAUUCCUGUGACCCAAACACCAGCGUGACUUUCAGCAGAACCACCGCCGAGAUCAGGGCUUUGCAGCCAAUCGCCAAAGGGCAAGAGAUCCUCCACUGCUACGGACCUCACAAGUGCAGAAUGGGAGCUGCUGAAAGACACAAAGAGCUCCUUGCACAGUAUUUCUUCAGUUGUCAGUGCCAGGCCUGCCUGAGUGAGCUGGGAUCCAGUCCUGAGAAGGGAGUGUCCAAGCACAGUGUCUUCCGUUGCCCUACCUGCCAGGCACCGCUGCAGGGGGAGGGCAUGCUCCGAUGUUCUCGUGAGGCCUGCAAAGUACUGAUCCCUGAAGAUCACUUGCAGUGUGAGUUGUUGCAACUCCAGCUACUAACCAAGACGGCCCUGGAGAUGCUUGAAAACAGCCAGCCAGAUCGGUCGGUGAAGCUGCUGCUGAGAUGCAGGUCAGAAGCUCAAAGACUCCUCUGUCCGGAGCACUUGAUCGUGGGCGAGAUGGAGGACCACUUGGCACAAGCAUAUGUGACCCUGGGGAAGUGGCAGGAGGCAGCAGGGCAUCUGCGUAGCAGCAUUCAGGCUGUAGAAGCCCAUUACGGGCCCUCCAGCAUUGAAGUGGGUCAGGAGCUCUUCAAGUUGGCACAAGUGCUCUUUAACGGGUGUGCCGUGCCAGAAGCCCUCAACGCUAUUCAGAAGGCCGAAAGGAUCUUGUCUGUGCAUCUGGGUCCUCGGAGCUCCCAGGUCCAAGAGCUGCAAGAGAUGAAAGCCUGCCUCCGAGAAUCGCUGGGUGCCUCUGUUGCAUCUGGAAGGUCAUGGCCAUCAUAGGGAAACCCACACACCAUGUGGUAAGGGCUCAGCUCAGGGAAUGGAGCAGAAGCGGGACACCACCACCACCCCCUGUCCUUUUUGGGGGCAGAUAGGCUGUUGCAGAUGGAUCACAUCCGAAAGAGGCAUCAGUCAGUCAUUGCGAUGUUGCCUGCAUGGCUAAACAUCACCACCCCUUUGCUUGUUCUCAGAAACUUCAAAGUUUCCCCAAGAACAAUGAAGACUG